CAGCGCGGCUGGGAGAGAAAGCAGAGCAAGGAGACUCCACGCAUGCUUUGCUGAAAAAAAUAAACACCCCCUUACAGCGCUCUGAACAGUUAAACAAUCCGGACUCCAAUUACUGUUUCUUACCGCGGAUUAUAUCAGCCUGAUGAGGUUUUUCAUUACCUGAUCUGAUUAAAAAAAGAAGGGGAGAGACAGCAAGAAGAGGGUAAUACUGACAGGGAUGAGGAUGGAUACCAGGCACAAAGAGCCGGGCCGGGCAGUCACACGGCAGGUACUGUUGUUUCCCUUCUUAUUGUCUUUGUUCUGCCGGGCGGUCUCGGAGCAGAUUCGUUAUUCGAUUCCGGAGGAAAUGGCCAAAGGUUCCCUUGUGGGGAAUCUCGCCAAGGAUUUAGGACUGAGUGUGAGAGAACUGCCGAAUAGGAAGCUCCGUGUCAGUUCGGAAAAGCAAUACUUCAGUGUGAAUGGAGAAAAUGGCAACGUCUAUGUGAAUGACAGGAUAGACCGGGAAGAGAUAUGCGGGACAUCUCAACUCUGCCUCAUAAAUUUCGAAACUGUGCUGGAAAAUCCCUUGAAUGUUUUCCACAUAAAUAUCGCGAUCCAGGACAUUAACGAUAAUGCCCCGCGAUUUUUAAAAGAUAAUAUCAAACUAGAGAUUAUUGAAUCUACUUUACCAGGUGCCCGUUUUCUCCUGGGAAAUGCUGAAGAUCCUGACGUUGGCAUUAAUUCUCUGCAGAGUUAUCAGUUGAGCCCCAAUCAGGAUUUCACCCUGGAAGUCAAAGAGAGCCGGGAUGGCAAUAAAUAUGCAGAUUUAAUGCUGCAGAAACCCCUGGAUCGGGAAAGCCAGCGCAGCCUUCACUUGAUCCUCACGGCUGUGGAUGGGGGAGAGCCGCAGAGAACUGGGACCGCCCAGAUAUGGAUUAAUGUCACCGACGCCAAUGACAACCCCCCUGUCUUCACUCAGGAGCUCUACAAAGUCAGCCUGAGGGAAAAUGCACCGACGGGCUCCUUAGUGCUUCAGGUUAAAGCCACCGACAACGAUGAAGGUUCAAAUGCUCAGAUCAGCUACGUCUUCAGCAACAUUCCAGAAAAAGCCCGUCAGAAAUUGAGUCUGGACCCAGAAACCGGGGAAAUUACAGUAAAGGAGCCCUUGGACUUUGAAGAGACACGUGACUACACCCUGAUAGUAGAAGCAAAGGAUGGCGGCGGACUAGUGACACACUGCAAAGUGGAGAUCGACGUUCUUGAUGAGAAUGACAAUGCCCCGGAGGUGACACUCGCAUCCCUGGCCAGCCGCAUUCCCGAAAACUCAGUGUCCGGGACAGUGAUAGCUCUGAUCAAAGUUCGAGACCGAGAUGACGGAGAAAACGGGAAGGUCUCCUGUCGUUUACAAGAAGAUUUACCGUUUAAAAUUAUAUCGUCUUCCAAUAAUUACUACAAGCUCCUCACAGACAGCACCCUGGACAGAGAAAGGACUACGGAAUACAAUAUCACAAUCACAGCCAUAGACAAAGGCUCUCCCAUCCUCUCCACCCAGAAAACCAUCUUGUUGCAAAUCUCCGAUAUCAAUGACAACGCCCCUGUCUUUGAGAAACCUUCCUACACCGCCUAUGUGCCAGAGAACAAUCCCUCGGGGGCCUCUAUUUUUAGUGUAGUAGCCUCAGACCGGGAUCUGGAUCGGAACGCCCGAGUCACUUACUCCAUCGGGGGGGACCCAGUCAGAACUGGGACUGUUCAGAUAAGGAUUAAUGUCACUGACGCCAAUGACAAUCCCCCCGUAUUUACUGAAGAGAUCUACAAAGUCAGCCUGAGUGAAAAUCUACCACAGGACUUCUUAGUGCUUCAGGUGAAAGCCACGGAUAAAGAUGAAGGGUUAUAUGCAAAGAUUGUCUACUCUUUUAGUAACAUACCCGACAGUAUUUCUAAACUAUUCAAGAUGGAUCCUGAUAACGGAGAAAUUAUAACUAAAUGGAAUCUGGAUUAUGAAAUGGCAAACAACUUUUUAUUGGAUGUGGAAGCGACCGACGGCGGAGGUCUGACUGCUCACUGUAAACUUCAAAUAGAAAUUCUUGACGAGAAUGACAAUGCCCCAGAGAUAACGCUGACAUCUGUGUCCAGUCUAGCCCCCGAAGACUCUUUGGCGGGGACAGUGAUAGCUUUGAUCAAUGUCAUUGAUCAAGAUUCUGCUGAAAACGGAAAGGUCAUUUGUCAUUUAGACGAAAAAUUGCCUUUUAAAAUACUAUCCUCUUCUAAUAAUUACUACAAACUCGUCACAGACAGCAUCCUGGACAGAGAAAGGACCCCGGAGUACAAUAUCACAAUCACCGCCACAGACAACGGCUCUCCCCCCCUCUCCACCCAGAAAACCAUCCUGUUGCAGAUCUCGGAUAUCAAUGACAACUCCCCUAUCUUUGAGAAACCUUCCUACAUCGCCUAUGUGCCAGAGAACAAUCCCUCGGGGGCCUCUGUUUUCAGUGUAAAAGCCUCAGACCGGGAUCUGGACCGGAACGCCCGACUCACUUACUCCAUCCUGAGCAGCAACCUCGAGGAGCUGCCUCUCUCCUCCUACAUCUCCAUUAACUCGCAGACCGGAGCUAUCUAUGCGCAGCGCUCCUUCGACUAUGAGCAAUUCCGGGAGUUUGAAGUGCAAGUGAAGGCCCAAGACGGCGGGUCCCCGCCUCUCAGCAGCAACGUCACCGUCAGGGUGUUUAUUCUGGAUCAGAAUGAUAACGCCCCUCGCAUACUGUACCCUUCCCUUGGAGCCGAUGGCUCCGCCUUGUUCGAGAUGGUCCCUCGCUUGGCCGAGGCAGGUUAUCUGGUGACUAAGGUGGUGGCGGUGGAUGGUGACUCAGGACACAAUGCCUGGCUCUCCUACCAUCUGCUCCAGGCCACGGAACCGACGCUCUUCAGCAUGGGGCUGCACAGCGGGGAGAUCCGGACAGCCCGCGCCUUUGCGGAGAGAGAUACUGUGAAGCACAGGCUGGUCACCCUGGUGAAGGAUAACGGGCAGCCGCCUCUGUCAGCCACAGUGACUCUCAACCUGGUGUUUGCUGAGAACUUCCAAGAGGCUCUUCCGGAAAUGAGCGACCAAUCUGGUGACUCGGCACCUCAGUCUGAUUUACAGUUCUACUUGGUGCUGGCUUUAGCCCUGAUCUCGUUUUUGUUCCUUUUAACAAUUGUAGCAGUUCUUAUGAUGAAAUUUCGAAGAUCAGUGAAUCCCACCGUUCUCCAGUGUUUCUCUCCUAGUUUGUAUUCCAAAUCCAGUGACAGAUGCCCACCAAACUGUGGCGACGGGACUUUACCAUAUUCUUUUAACCGAUGUUUAGCCGUAAACUCCGGAAAAAACGAUCUAAAACCAAACGACCAGACUGUAAUAGCAGAGAAUAUCCUUUCGAGUGACAACUGUGGAAUACUAUUUUUGAGCAAUGACUGCGGCGACCCCAAAUCUGAGAUUAGUCUUCCUGAUAAGGAGCUAGUCCAGUGA
Messenger RNA from Trachemys scripta elegans, 3478 nucleotides. RefSeq names its product protocadherin gamma-B1-like. Lineage: Eukaryota; Metazoa; Chordata; Testudines; Emydidae. Gene Ontology annotation, cellular component: plasma membrane. The record is from RefSeq and is a predicted model, not a curated record. Gene Ontology annotation, biological process: homophilic cell-cell adhesion. Gene Ontology annotation, molecular function: calcium ion binding.